AUGAAAUCUUCAGACAAGGAUGGUAAACUUACAGAACACGAAACUCAGAUAUUGUAUGAAUUACGCGGAAUACUGCAUGCUGUAAAGUCAAUAAAUCUAACUCUUGCGAAAGCAGUUCAUACAACAUCACCAGGAGGACCACUUCACGAUGCACAGAGACAUGCGAGAUUGGGACUAGCGGGUUUCUCUGAUUUGAUUAGACAAGUUAGCGGAAGUGGAUUUGCAGAUGAUGGACAACAUUGUAAAAAAUGA
Molecule: messenger RNA, 252 nt
Organism: Paraglomus occultum
Lineage: Eukaryota; Fungi; Glomeromycota; Glomeromycetes; Paraglomerales; Paraglomeraceae
Source: the annotation of a GenBank genome assembly